ACGUAUACGCGCAACAUGAUUGGACGGCGAGACACGUUCUCAGAUAACCUGAGCAAAAAGUUAACUAUCUCACAAAGUUUGGUGAGAGUUACAUUUUUUGGUAAAUAACAACAUUUCCCAAAGACGAUUAGUGCAGUUUUUGUAUAAACCCGCGUCAGAGUAACAACUACGAUGUCACUUUGCAAAGAGCGAUUGGUUCAUGAAGAAAAGCGACAAGCAGUCUUGAGUAAAAGCAAUGGGGGCACUGCAAAGAAGUCCAAAGCGGUCUGUGGUGUUUGCAGUCGGAUGUACCGGGACCCUAAAAUCCUGCCUUGCUUGCACACAUUCUGCGCGGACUGCAUUCGCCAGCUGGAGCCGUUUUCUGUGCGUCGCGUAAACGGGGAACGACGCUCGCCAGAAGAUGACACGCACGGGCGCAGCUCGGGCUCAACAAUCCUGUGUCCCGAGUGCGAUUCAGAGGUGGAUCUGCCCCCAUCCGGUGUGGAUGGGCUGACCACUGACCAUCUUGCGCUGGACGAGGUUUUCGCGGAGACCCUGCUGGUGGACUGCAGGGUUUUGUGCGACUUGUGCAGCGACAGUGACGCGGGGAAGCGCUGCGAGGUGUGCUGUGUCAAUCUCUGCGACUUUUGCAGUCAGGCACACAGGAGACAGAAGAGGACCUCCUCUCACUCUGUCCAAAGCCUACAGGAGCUGAAAUCUCAGGGUCGCCUCACUAGACCCGUCCUGUGCUCACUGCAUCCUGGCCAGGAGUUACGGCUCUUCUGUGAGCCAUGUGACCUCACCGUGUGCCUGGAGUGUGCGGCCACCUUUCACCGCGACCACCACUGCAGCUCUGCCCAUGAAGUCAUCAGUCAUCAUGGCGAUCGCAUCAGGGAUCUGGUCGUCAGGAGCUUAAGGCCCCGUCUUGCUCGUUUGGAGGACUCAAUGAGACGCGUUGACACAUCCCAAGAGGUGCUGCAGACACGGACUGACACUUUGGCGGGUGAAAUCCGGGCAUUUGCUCGAAACUAUGCCAACGCUGUGGAGGCACAUUGCUGUUCACUAUUGCGAUCACUGGAGGACUUAAGAUUGCAGCGCAGGAACCAACUCCAUCUGCAGAAAGCUCAGCUGCAACAGGCCUUGGUUGAUGUCCGUGGUGGGGUGGACUUUGCAGAACGCCUGCUCACGUGUGGUUCUGACGCUGAAAUCCUCAGUGCCAAAGGAGUUACUAUGAGGAGACUGAUGAACCUUGUGGAGUCAGGAUUCGACCCGCAUCCAACGACCAUCGCCCAUGAUAAUGCCAGCAGCAUCUGUUUCCUUCCUCAAGAGAGUGCUGGGGAGGUGCAGGGAUUUCCUGUGGUGGGAGUCAUACAUGCCAAAACCGUGGAUCCCAGCAAGUGCACGAUCCAGGGAGAAGGUGUGGAACGAGGUCGUGAAGGCCAGAGGGGAGAGUUCACUCUGGUUUGCAGGGACUCCUCUGGAGAGCAGAUGGGUCGGGGUGGAGACCCUGUGCUGGUCAGCAUUGUGCACAAGGAGAGGAAGGGCUGCUCUGUGGAGGCGGCUGUGGUGGAUAAGGGUGAUGGUUCUUAUGGUGUGUCUUACACCCCAGCUGAAGCAGGUUUCUAUUCUGUGUGGGUGUGUGUUAAAGCACAGCACGUCCAGGGUUCACCGUUUGUGCUAAAUGUGAAAAGGAAGUUCAGACGCCACCGUGGCAUAUUCCAUUGUUGUUCCUUCUGCUCCAGCGGGGGUGCUAAGGAGGCACGCUGUGGCUGCACAGGAACUAUGCCAGGAGGGUUUCAGGGUUGUGGACAUGGUCAUAAAGGACACCCCGGUAAGCCCCACUGGUCAUGUUGUGGGAGCGUAGUGGAGGCCUCCGAGUGUAUUCUACAUAACCUGGGUAGCGUUUCUCCUCGUGGACACCUCAGGACUGUGGAGCUCUGAGACAAACAGCAAAUACACACUCUCUGAUCAACAUAACCAUAAGCUCAUGCACAUACUUGAAUCUUCUCAACCAGCCUACGUAAAAUUCACAAUGAAAAAUCACAUUGUGAUUUCCAUAUUGCCCUAAUAUUCAGAAUUAUGGCAGUCUGAUAAGCUGCAGUAGACAAAGAAUUUUUUUUAUUGUGCCAACGCUAAAUAUUUAAGCACUGUCAGUACUGUAAAUAUUUAAGUAGUGUUUUCUCUACACGUUGUAAUAUUUUUAAUCACUGUACAAUUAUUAUGUCUCUGGCGUAAUAAUGUUUAGCUCACUAUUUUAUCAUAAUCAGCAUGAUUUGAAAAAAUAUUGUAAUAUCUGUGCAUAUUUUGUUUAUGUAUGUGGUGCUGUUUUACGUUUCAUCUUUUAUCAUAAUCAGCAUGUUUCAUUUGAUAUUACCAAGCUAUAUGAACAAUGAGGUAUGUGUUAUUAUAAUGCUUUAUUUUUAUAUGUGCAUGCCUCCAAAGACUGCUUUUGUUAUUGUAUGCAUCCAUUACAUUUCAGUUGUCUUUGUAUACACUGUAUUGGUGCCACAAAUUAAACAACACUUACCUCUCCACAUGUGUGGCACA
This is a messenger RNA of Labeo rohita (rohu), 2526 nucleotides long. It is a transcript of the gene trim45, whose product is annotated as tripartite motif containing 45. Gene Ontology annotation, cellular component: chromatin; nucleoplasm. Lineage: Eukaryota; Metazoa; Chordata; Actinopteri; Cypriniformes; Cyprinidae. The transcript has 6 exons. The record is from RefSeq and is a predicted model, not a curated record. Bases 172 to 1920 code for a protein of 582 amino acids. Gene Ontology annotation, biological process: positive regulation of DNA-templated transcription. Gene Ontology annotation, molecular function: zinc ion binding; protein binding; ubiquitin-protein transferase activity.